Molecule: messenger RNA, 1528 nt
Organism: Physcomitrium patens
Lineage: Eukaryota; Viridiplantae; Streptophyta; Bryopsida; Funariales; Funariaceae
Product: hypersensitive-induced response protein 1
Source: RefSeq, a predicted model, not a curated record
UCCGCCCGAUGUCCGUUGCCGCGAAGGCUGGCACUCUACGCUUGUGAGGAUGUGGGAGUCGGGAACUCCGCAAUCGAGAUCACCGUCAAGCAACCACGUGAGCUCAACUGUACCAGUUCGCUCGGUGGUGCUGCUGUCGAGUCUUCGUGUCGCCAAGUUCCCAGAGGGCGUUUCAGGUCUCGUGCCGUGUUCUUCGCUGGUAUGGGAUUUAUCGAUUUUAGGUUCUUUGUUUCGUGAAUUGGGUUUUGCGGUUUUGAAAGCAGUGGGGUUUUAAGAGGCAACAUCAUGGGUAAUACACUUGGGUUAUACCAAGUGGAUCAGGCGACUGUUGCCGUAAAAGAGCGUUUCGGGAAGUUUGAAGGUAUCCUGACUCCCGGUUGCCACUGUACGCCCUGGUGUAUUGGAGUGAACGUUGCUGGAACGCUGUCUCUUCGGGUGCAGCAGCUUGAUGUUCGUUGCGAAACUAAGACGAAGGACAAUGUCUUUGUGACGGUGGUUGCUUCUGUUCAGUAUCGAUGUCACAUUGAGACCGCAGAGGAUGCGUUUUAUAAACUGACAAAUCCUCGGGAACAAAUUAAGUCGUACGUGUUUGACGUUGUGAGAGCCAGUGUGCCUAAAAUGCUUUUAGACGACGUUUUCGAGCAGAAGAAUGAGAUUGCCAACAAUGUUAAGGAGGAGCUUGAGAAGGCCAUGCGGACGUACGGUUAUGAGAUUGUUCAGACACUCAUCGUUGAUAUUGAACCAGAUGAAACUGUAAAGCGUGCCAUGAAUGAAAUCAAUGCAGCUGCUAGAAUGAGGGUGGCAGCUGUCGAGAAGGCCGAAGCAGAGAAGAUUUUGCAGGUGAAACGUGCAGAGGCUGAAGCUGAAUCCAAGUAUCUGUCCGGAAUGGGUAUUGCUCGUCAAAGACAAGCUAUUGUGAACGGUUUAAGGGAGAGCGUAAUGGCCUUCUCUGAUAAUGUCCCAGGGACAUCGCCAGCAGAGGUCAUGGAUAUGGUGCUAGUGACUCAAUACUUCGACACACUGAGGGAUAUCGGUGCUAGUUCCAAGAACUCAACUGUCUUUAUCCCUCAUGGGGUUGGUGGAGCACGUGAUGUGGCUGACCAGAUCAGGAAUGGUUUGUUGCAGGGUGAUGCCGGGAAAGCUCAUGCGAUUUAAGAGACUCUAUUGUGCACAUCUAAAAGUUUUGUAGUUUUGUUCAUUAUAUUUAUUCUUUUUCUUCCGGCGGAUUUAAAAACAAAAAUUGGAAUAGGAAAUGUGAAGAAAAGCGUUCCUGGCUUGACUAUGUAUCCGAGAGAAUUCUGAAGUUAGUGGUUUUGGAUUGUUCCUAGAAUAGCCAAUAGGGUUAAGAAGAUUUUUGGUGAAAGUUUUUUUUGGUUUUUUGGCCUUUUCUCCAGCAGUUUUCAGUUAGAAUAUUGCUUAUGAAAUAUAGUACCAUCGAGUUUCCUUGAUUUUCGUGUACAAAAUAGUCAUCCAUAUGCAAAGGGAAGGCUUUACAGCAAGUUCAGACUUUUUUACACCGUUGAAGACA